Messenger RNA from Carassius auratus (goldfish), 1907 nucleotides. Its product is annotated as hippocalcin-like protein 1. The transcript has 4 exons. The record is from RefSeq and is a predicted model, not a curated record. Gene Ontology annotation, molecular function: calcium ion binding. NCBI's taxonomy places the organism in Eukaryota, Metazoa, Chordata, Actinopteri, Cypriniformes, Cyprinidae. The coding region runs from base 604 to 1185 and encodes 193 amino acids.
UUUUUACAGCAAUCUACUGUAGCCUACUUCGCAGUGUACAGACUCGUCCAACGAGUAGCCUGUCGUCUUGCUCUCUCCAGAACUCUGUGUGUGCACAUAAGUGGUUUAUGACUUGUCUUCAACCAUAUCGCAACGUGAAGCAUGAGUUUAGAAUGUGAAUGUUCUCAAAUGAUACUGAAAUCCUUUUCUUAGACCCACAAGUCCCCCCCUACAGUGCAGUGGUGGUUUCGUCCAUUGACAGCGGAGCAGAGCUGUGUGUGUGGUGUCAAGUCUCUCGCUCAGUGAUGAGGUUUCAAGUGCGCCUUUGAGAUGUUAUGGAGCCUGUAGAAUAUUCUGCAAUUUAUAGUUGUUUCGCUUCGCUUUUAUUGAAACGACACUCAAACUUUUAGACUACGUACCUUAUUUAGUAUUAUUUUUAUUUAUUUUUUGUAUAUACAAGCUUCGUUUUUUCAUGCAGCGAAAAUGCUGAAAGUUUUGUGAGGACACUCCUUCAGGACCCGACGGACCAAGGCUACAGCUGACAAACCCAGGGACGUAUCAGCUCUGUAAUUUUCAUAGAGGGAGCAGCAAGGGUCUGGGAAUCAUCUGUGCGAGUGUUUCGGCAUGGGUAAACAGAACAGCAAGUUGCGACCCGAGGUCCUCAAUGACCUUCGGGAGAACACUGAAUUCACGGACCACGAGCUGCAGGAGUGGUACCGUGGCUUCUUGAAGGACUGCCCAUCUGGCCACCUAACGGUAGAGGAAUUCAAGAAGAUCUAUGCCAAUUUCUUUCCCUACGGUGAUGCUUCGAAGUUCGCAGAGCACGUCUUCCGCACCUUCGACACCAACGGUGAUGCCACCAUUGACUUCCGGGAGUUCAUUAUCGCCCUGAGCGUGACCUCACGUGGAGGUCUGGAGCAGAAGCUCCGCUGGGCCUUCAGCAUGUAUGAUCUGGAUGGCAACGGAUACAUCAGCCGAGCUGAAAUGCUGGAGAUCGUACAGGCGAUUUAUAAAAUGGUGUCAUCUGUGAUGAAGAUGCCCGAGGAUGAGUCGACGCCAGAGAAACGCACAGAUAAGAUAUUUCGACAGAUGGAUACGGACAACGAUGGCAGACUCUCUCUGGAGGAAUUCAUCAAAGGUGCCAAGAGUGACCCCUCUAUUGUCAGACUACUGCAGUCUGACCAAAGCACCUCUCGGCAGUUAUAAAUACAGAUCUUAAAGAGCAGACAGGAAACCACUCACAUGGCAAGAUUUUCAAAAGGCAAGAUUUUACUUAGACAUGUUGUUUGAAUUAUUAAUGAGACACUUGUAUCUUUCCUGCUUAAAAAAAAAAAAAAGAAGUUUCCUUGUUAAUGGGUGGUGACCAGUUUCAUCAGUAUUUCAGCCUGUUUUUGGAUUGGUAUUGCUGAGUUGUCAUAGCAUCUGGGCUUGGUCAGAAUUUUAAAGAACCCUUGAAAUCAAUUGGCAAAAUUCAGAUAUUUAUAUUUUAAAGGGGUCAUAUGAUGUGAUUUACAUUUUUCCUUUCUCUUUGGGAUGUUACAAGCUUUUGGUGCAUUAAGAAGAUCUGCAAAGUUGCAAAGACUAAAGUUUCAAAUACAAAGAGAUAUUCUUUAUUAAAGUUAAGAGUCAACCAAGCCCCCCUAAAACGGCUCAUUCUAACAUGACCCCACGUCUUCGUCACGAUGUGGGAAGAUUUGCAUAACACCGCCCAAAUGUGCACACAAAGAAAGAAGGCAUAACUUUUAUUCUUGCUGUUGCCACCGGCACCAUGUCGUGGAGAAGCUGUGUUUUGUUGUGAAAGCAAAGUUACUUUGUUUGGCUUUCCGGAAGAGGACACAACUAGAAAUCAGUGGUUAAGUUUUAUUUACAACACUGUUCCAGAACAGUUCAACCCAAAUAUUCAGAUGUGUGAAGCGCAUUUUGCGGAG